AUGGCGGAGCGGCGCGUGUCGCGCUGGUAUUUCGGCGGGCUCGCCUCGUGCGGCGCCGCUUGCUGCACCCACCCGCUCGACCUGCUCAAGGUCCACCUGCAGACGCAGCAGGAGGUGAAGAUGCGGAUGAUGGGGAUGGCGAUGCGUGUGAUCCGCACCGAUGGCUUCCUGGCUCUCUACAAUGGGCUCAGCGCCUCGCUCUGCCGGCAGAUGACGUAUUCCUUGACUCGCUUUGCCAUCUAUGAGACCGCGAGGGACCGCUUGGGCCAGGGCAGCCAGGGGCCUCCCCCCUUCUACCAGAAAGUGCUGCUGGGUGCAGUGGGAGGUUUCACUGGCGGGUUCGUGGGGACCCCGGCAGACAUGGUGAACGUCAGGAUGCAGAACGACGUGAAGCAGCCGCCCCCGCUGCGGCGCAACUAUUCCCAUGCCUUGGACGGCAUGUACCGCGUCCUCCGGGAAGAGGGCUUGAAGAAACUCUUCUCGGGAGCUACGAUGGCAUCCAGCCGAGGGGCCCUAGUCACCAUUGGGCAGCUCUCCUGUUAUGACCAGGCCAAGCAGCUGGUUCUCGCGACUGGGUUGCUGUCAGACAACAUCUUCACUCACUUCCUGGCCAGCUUCAUCGCUGGCGGAUGUGCCACAUUCCUGUGCCAGCCCCUGGACGUGCUCAAGACCCGCCUCAUGAACUCCCAGGGCGAGUACCGGGGUGUUAUCCACUGUGCCAUGGAAACUGCCAAGCUCGGCCCCCUCGCCUUCUACAAGGGCUUCGUUCCUGCUGCCAUCCGGCUCGUUCCUCACACCGUCCUCACCUUUGUCUUCCUGGAACAGCUGCGCAAAUAUUUUGGGAUCAAAGUGAUCACCUGAGUAGGAGGGAUGGGACCCUGCCUCACCCCGGGGGGUGAGCGUGCAGGUCACUGCUGAGAUCCCAGAACCCUUCUCCAUUGUCUGGGGCCAGCACCGCUCCCCCUACCCCUCACCCCCACUCCG
Messenger RNA from Gymnogyps californianus (California condor), 984 nucleotides. It is a transcript of the gene SLC25A10, whose product is annotated as solute carrier family 25 member 10. Gene Ontology annotation, molecular function: sulfate transmembrane transporter activity; succinate transmembrane transporter activity; oxaloacetate transmembrane transporter activity. Gene Ontology annotation, biological process: phosphate ion transmembrane transport; malate transmembrane transport; succinate transmembrane transport. Lineage: Eukaryota; Metazoa; Chordata; Aves; Accipitriformes; Cathartidae. The transcript is spliced from 11 exons. The record is from RefSeq and is a predicted model, not a curated record. Bases 1 to 861 code for a protein of 286 amino acids.